AUGAACUCCGGUCGUCCUUCCUACCAUGAAAUUCCCGAUUUUGGAAGUAGGAUCUAUAUGUACCCUGAAAUCAAGUGGGAAGAGGCCGACAAGGCAGUUCAGGUGACACGCCAAUCUCAAGUACGUUUCGGAUCCAUGGGGAAAGACAACGAAAGCGAGCAGAUGCAGAAGAAUCUUCUGCUGCGCUUUCCACGUGAGAUCCGCAAUCUCAUCACCGAGUACGUGCUAAAUUUGAGUGAUGACGCUGCAAAAAACGUCCUCAUUGUCAGUCCUCCAAAUCCAGAAGUACCCCUCUGCGAAGGUUUAAGCAUACUUUCUUUGUGUAAGCAGAUCACCGCCGAGGCGCGCUCCAUGCUCGAAGCCCGCGCUACGGCCUCCAUCCCCAUCAUGCCUGACAUGAAUUUCCGCAAACUGGUUUCCGACGUCAAUGAGAAUGGCAACGCAUCACUAUCAGAGAUACAGAGUACCGUCCUUGCUGGCCUGACAUCCUUCAGGUAUGCGCAUUUCCAUCUUCACGUCGACCACAUAUCCUCCCCCUUUCCCGGGUGCGGCGGGCGACACCUUGGUGUAAACAUGGCUCACAUCCAAGAUACAUUGAAAGAGGCGGUCAUGAUCUGGCGAGCUGCAUCUGAGCACAACUUUGCUCAUUUCAGGAAGCAAGGUUUGAAGCGAAAGGCAGUUGUGCACCUCGAUGACCUUUUCUCCGACUGGGUGGACCCGAUCGAACGAAGUAAGAGGCACGGUCUUAAGGAUCUUCUCAGACUCAUGGAUUCUGAUAAGACUACUGAUUGGGAAGUUCACUAUUAUCAUUGCAAACAUAGACAUGGGACCUGGCGGAGUGGGUUACCCCUCCCAGCUGUUGCAUACUAA
Bipolaris maydis ATCC 48331 is the source of this 870-nucleotide messenger RNA. RefSeq lists its product as uncharacterized. The record is from RefSeq and is a predicted model, not a curated record. Lineage: Eukaryota; Fungi; Ascomycota; Dothideomycetes; Pleosporales; Pleosporaceae.